Messenger RNA from Pieris rapae (cabbage white), 8268 nucleotides. RefSeq names its product unconventional myosin-XVIIIa (gene Mhcl). NCBI's taxonomy places the organism in Eukaryota, Metazoa, Arthropoda, Insecta, Lepidoptera, Pieridae. Gene Ontology annotation, cellular component: myosin complex. The record is from RefSeq and is a predicted model, not a curated record. Bases 656 to 7117 code for a protein of 2153 amino acids. Gene Ontology annotation, molecular function: cytoskeletal motor activity; ATP binding; protein binding. The transcript has 38 exons.
ACAUGGCAUUGACAUUUAACAUUUUACCUAUGGUAAACUAACAAUUUAGAAAGCAUUUCAUUAGGCAUCUAUUCUAAGGAUAGUGAGAACUCUUUAAUUUAGCUAUAUAAUAUUUGGAUGUGUUUUGACAGAUUACUUUGGCACAUUGACACAGAUUACAGAACAGCAAUAGACAGUAAAUAAUAUGUGAGGAGUAGAGAACUUCGUUUAGUGAAUCGCGUAUGCUGUAUUGGACAAGUACGUACGGCUUAUGUAUUUGUCAGAAGACCGUACAGUAGUUUUGUAAAAUAAUACCAGCCAUCAGGUUUAAUCUACUCGGUCUUUGAACAUAAAAUAUAGUCUGCUACACCUUUGUAUGAAAUAUAAAAAAAAUCGGAUUAUAAAUAUGGUACAUUAUGCCUCCUAGUGCCAUUAAUUGUAUGGCAGAGAAAUCGAAAUUGUAAUGCAUUCCUUUGAGUUUACAUCAAUGUCGUAUGAUGGCUUUUUUGAACAUAGUGCGGAUGUGUUCUUUUUUAAUUUCCUUAGUGAAGUGUUCUAAAUAAUAUAAAUAAUGACUGAAAAUUGUGAUAGUUGCUGAGUGUUUGUUAUUAGAAGGUUUCGGGGAUUUUCUUCACCCUAUUUUUUGGAUUAUAAAUAGGAACUGGUACAUUCCACAAUGUUUAACUUCAUAAAGAAGUCGACCGUUUUGGCAAGCGGUGACUCCGGUGGCUAUGAGGAAAGGGAUGGCGAAAAAGAAAGAAGAAAAAGGGAGAAGAAGGAGAGGAAAGAACGAGAAAAGCGGGAGCGAAUAGCGGCCGGGCUUGAGGAGCCUCUAAGAUUGGAGGAGGUUCGAAGGUCUUUGAAACUCCGAGGCCGUCGUAAAGAGAAGGAGAAGCUGCCCUCUGGAAUCACUGCUGAUUACACGGCUUCUCUAUUCGCACAUCUCGAACAGGAUUCAAAUUAUUCCAAUUACCCAAUAAUCAAUACCUCUGGUUCAAAUUCAAACCUUAGUGAUGAAAACAAUCAUUUGUCGCCGAUUUACCCAACCACUCAUACCUGGCACAAAAAAGAUGGAGUCCUGCAGUCAGAUAGCUCAGAGACCUCCUUAAAUUCUUUAAAUAAUCCCAACAAUGCUAAUAUCAGCCCACGACAAGCCCCGAAUUUACCUCCUAUACCACCACGCCCACCAAAACGAGGCAUACUCAAAGGCCCGCGCUUAAGCAACACUAGCUCAAAUUCCCAAGAAAGUAAUGUCCAUAAUUCAGAUACCGUAGAUUUCUCGAAUGGUCAAGAUUCGAAUGUUUUGGCGCGAAAUACGCAGCAAAAUGAACUUAUAUCUUAUGGUAUCCCACCCUCUAAGAGCACAUCGUCAAGUGACGAUAUGCAACUGAUUCAAAACUUCACCAAAAAAGUAAUACAUAGUCCUGUCGAAACCCAAUUCAAAAAUUAUAAAAAUAAUGCAAACUCAGCUAUAACAAAACAAGAUAUCGAUGAAGCACCUAAGACAAAUGGUAAUGGUAAUAGUUACCUUGGCGUAACUUCUACGUCACCUAGUGCCGAUUCCCUUACCGAUACUACCAACUCCUCCUUUGCCACACCACCGUUUUCUACUUCCCCUGUCGGGGAAUCACAAGGAUUUCACAGAUGGUCCAGGACUAGUACAUUCGACGACGUUUAUUUACCAUUACCGACGAUAACUCCAUUGCACUUGCCUAAACCUAGAGUUUUGACGAUACAACGUCAGAAAGCGCCAAGAAAUGACUUUGGAUUCAGCCUCCGUAGGGCAGUGAUCCAAGAAAGAAUUUUUAUCGGCGACAUGAAAGAUUUGACAGGCACUGACAUAGCACUGGUAAACGGUGACAAUAAAUGUAAUGGAAAUUUAAUGACCAGUAAAUUAACGUACAAAGCAGUGAUCCUUGCUGAACCAGGUUCAUAUCCUGGUUCAAGUGAAACAGGACUGAUGCCCGGAGACAGGCUUUUAGAAGUAAACGGGGUAAACGUUGAGGGUAAAAGCAGAGAGGAAGUUAUUGAUCUUAUUAAAAGCAGUCAGGAUUUCGUAACUGUUAAGGUGCAACCAAUAGCAGAAUUAUGUGAGCUGUCACGCCGUCGCGCUGCUGAUGGUGGUGCUGAAGUUGAACUUUCUGACAGCAACGUGAGAGGUGGAACCCUCAGCAGAUCUGGAAGCAGGCGAUUCAUUAGUACACAGGCGAAAUCCGAAGAGCAGUUGGCAUUCGAGAAGCAAUGGCUGCAGGGAGGUCAUUUGUGGCUGGGUCAUCGCGGAGGCUUUACUGCCGUGGUGCGGGAAGGAGAUGCCGAAGCUGGCAGAAUCAAAGUGAAGGUCAUACAGACUGGAGAGAUUAUCACAGUCGAUGAGGACGAUUUGGAAAAAGCGAACCCACCUCAACUGGAACGUGCUGAAGAUAUAGCGACGCUGCGAUGUCUGAACGAGUGCGGUGCUUUGAAUCUCUUACGUUCCCGCUACUCGGCCGGAUUGUAUCACGCUCGUGCGGGUCAUGCUAUGCUCGUGCUAGGCCCACCCAAGCGCACCACACCAGUUUAUACUGAAAAGGUGGCUGCAAUGUUCCGCGGAUGUCGUAUGGAUGAUAUGCCGCCUCAUGUCUUCUCUGCUGCUCAAUCGGCCCACAAAUGUAUGCUUGCGUCUAGGAGAGAUCGGGCUAUUGUCUUCUUGGGAAGAUCUGGUUCGGGCAAGACAACAGCGAUGAGACAUUGUGUGUGGUACUUAGCGAGUGUGUACGCAGCACAAGGAUCCAAACUCACCCCAGAAAGACUUGGAGCUGCCUUGGAUGUUCUUCAUAUUUUUGGAUCCAGUCGAACGAACUCCAACACAUAUGCGUCACGGUUUGUAUCGCUGACGUCUUUGGACUUUGACGGAGGUGGUGCACUUGUGUCCGCUUCAGUACAGACUCUUCUGCCUGACUUCAGACCAGAACAGGCCCAUCUCAGAGCUUUGCAUAUAUUAUUCCAUGGAUGCGACGGACGUCUUCGUCGGGAGCUUUUAUUAGACCAGGCACCAAUAAAUGCUCCAAAUCCUUAUAUAAGUUCUAGUGAAAAGGCAGAUGCUCCAACCGAAUUCAUAGCUUUGAAGGAGGCUUUUCAAUUCUUAGGCGUCACAGAACAAGAACAAAUGGCUGUGUGGAAGAUGUUGGCUGCUAUCUGCCAUUUGGGAUGGGCCGGCGUUGUCAAAGGCAGUACGGGUCUAAAGUACCAGUUCGCAAGUACUGGAUGUGCUACGCGAGCUAGUCGCCUCUUGGGCGUGGGAGUAGAGGAAUUGUCUCGGGCUGUGUUCGCUCCUCCCGCGCCACCUUCCCCUCAACCUGCGCAUGCGCUGCGAACUCCAUCGCCCUCCAACGAACGAGAUUUACCAGGUUCUGAUUCAUUAGAAGCUUUCGUCACCGGACUCUAUAACGAAACAUUCAACAUUGUCGCGGCUUUGAUAAACAGAAGUAUAUCAACAUCGUGUCGUACGUCAGCGUCCAUACUAUUAGUGGACACACCUGGUGCUGAUAAUCCUCUUUGCGCUGGACAACAGAGCGGAGCACCACUGUCCAAACUACUAUCUAACUAUUUACAGGAACGUCUUCAAGCUGUGUUUCAUGAAGCCAUGCUUGUGGCGCCUCGAGAACGAUAUGCCCAGGAAGGCAUCACACUUGAUGACGGAACUGAAGAGGAUUGGCUCUCAGAAACCGUCAGUCCAGCUCCAAUGGUGGACUUACUUGAUAAAUCACCACAAAACAGUAUCGUGCGCAGCUCGCAAGCAGAUUUGCGGGAUUGCGAUCGCCGUGGUCUACUGUGGCUUUUGGACGAAGAGUCGAUGUACCCCAAUUCGUCAGAUGAUACAUUUCUAGAGCGUGUGAUGACGCACUAUGGGCCCCCGAAUCAUACGCAAUAUCUUAUCAAAAAGGCACCGCUUGUUCGACAAUUCAGCUUACAACAUUUGCAGGGAACGAAUCCUGUAUUAUAUGACGUUACUGGUUGGGUAAAGGCAAGCCGCGAGAAUCCUGUCACUAAGAAGGCGCAUGCGUUGUUACAAGAAAGCCAAAAUGAGGAGAUAGUUCGCGUAUGGACGUGGUCACGUGGUGCCUGCGGUACAAGUACGUGGUCCGCGGCCGUCGGCGACGCGUCUACGUUACGUCGGGCGUCCUCCAUUCGACGAACGCUUACGACUGGUGCAGCGGGUAUGAAGCGUAGAUCGUACGCUUUGCAGACCAAAUUCGUAGCGGACGGCAUAGUGGAUACGCUACGACGAUGCGGAGCGGGCGGCGUACAAUUUGUAUGCUGUCUCCUUACGAACCAGCCCCGAGAGGCUGCCGAUGACGUUAAUGUACCUCUACUUAGGUCGCAGUUCCGCGGCUUCCAGCUACUUGAAGCUGCUAGGUUGUAUAAACAAGGAUUCCCCGAGCAUAUGCCACUCACAGAAUUUGCUAGAAGAUACCGUCUGCUAGCGACUACUGAGGGAGAGAACACGGAGGCAACCAACCUCUCUGAAAGACAGAUCGUAGAUGACAUGCUCCUAACCCUCGAUUUGGAUGUUACCAGUUACCGGCUCGGUCUUACUCAGAUUAUGUUCCGCGGUGGCGUCGUCGGCGAACUUGACGCUCGGCGGGACGCUGCAUUCGCGCGCGUCCUCGAGCGGCUACAAGCUCGCUCUCGGGGCGUACUCGCGCGCAGACGGGCACAAAAACUCCGUACUCAGCAUACAGCCGCUAGAUGCGUCCAACGUAAUGUUCGCGCAUUCCUUGCGGUUCGCGAUUGGCCAUGGUGGAGGCUGCUCGUUCGCGUUACGCCGCUGCUCGCCGUCCAUCGCACCGAACAUCAGCUAAAGCAGGCACAGGAAGAAUUGGAGACACUUAAAGCGAAGUUGGAAAGGGUCGAAAAUGAAAAGACACACUACAAGAAUGAGUCCGAACGAGUUGAAAAUAAACUAUCGGAAGUGGGCAGCGAGUUGGCUGAGGAGAGAUCAGCGGCUGCUCUCGCGACAGAGCGGGCUGAUGCCGAGGCAGCAGAGCGCCUACGCAUAGAAAGAGACAAUAGAGAGCUACUUGCGAACAACCAGCGGUUACAACAGGCUUCAGAACGUCUCGAACUCGAGCUUCUCCAUUGGAGAUCAGCAGAAAAUGGCGGUGCUGAGCCAUCAGACUCUGAGGGUUCCGAGGCGGACGGAGCCAAUACUGAGAAAUACAAGAAACGAUUCGAGCGCGCCCAUCGCGAGCUACAGCUUGUGAGAGCUCAGCUUCGAAGGCAACAUGAAGACGACCUGGAACAACUUGUCACAGUUAAGAAACAACUUGAAAAGAAGGUUCAAGAUGCUUACGAAGAGGUGGAGGAACAGCGGGCGGUGGCGGCGCAAUGGAAACGCAAGUUGCAAAAACUUACGAACGACAUGGCUGACCUACGAUCAUUGUUAGACGAACAGACAUGCCGUAAUAAUCUCCUUGAGAAACGCCAGCGUAAGUUCGACACAGAGCUUCAGAGUUCUCAAGAGGAGCUGAAGCGAGAGAGGUCGGCAAAAGACAGGUUGUCAAGGGAAAGGGAUCAGGCGCACGCUGAAAAAUACGCGCUCGAACAAAGCCUCUCUGAAGCUCGGCUGGAAAUCGAGUUGAAAGAAGAGCGUCUUGCUGCUGCAACGAGGGAAUUAGAAGAACGUGGAGGCGGCGGUGACGAGUUGACUGCGUUACGACGGGCCAAGACUGAACUGGAACGACGCGUAAGAGAUCAGGAAGAGGAGUUAGAUGAAUUAGCUGGACAGAUACAGUUGUUAGAAAGUUCGAAGCUUCGCGUAGAGAUGCUCUUGGAGCAGCAACGCAAAGAGGCCCGACUGGAAGCAGCCGCUAGAGAUGAUGAAAUGGAGGAGACCAGGGCUAAUGCUGCCAAGAAACUGAAAAUAUUGGAGAGUCAACUAGAAAGCGAGCAUUCAGAACGCAGCCUUCUCUUACGCGAGCGACACGAGCUAGAGCGACGAUUGGCUUCACUCGAGGAGACAGCAAGGGCUGAAGCACAAGAACAAAUUCAACUCAUACAUCGCCUUAAAAGAGACCUUAAGCGGUACAGAGCCUUACUGAGAGACGCUCAAACAAUGUUGGAACAAAAAGAAAAAGAAGGCGGAGGAAAGGCACAGAUUAGACAACUUAAGAAUCAGGUGGAAGACCUGGAGCUAGCAGUCCGCGCAGCGAACAAAGCACGCUCGACGGCUGAAGCGGAGGCAUCAGAAGCAACUGCGGCAUUAGAAGAAGCCAACCGCGCAAGAAAUGAGGCCGCAGAACGAGCAUUAACAGCAAGCAGGGACGCGGCGGCUGCGCGUGCGCAACUCGAUGACGCUGAGGAGGAAGCUGCUGAGCUAUUAAAGAAAUUCCGUGCUAGUACCAGCGCCCUCUGUGCCGCCCAAGCGGAAGUUCGCGAGGCCGAAGCCAAAGCCGAAGCAGCGAGUGAAGAGGCGCGAGUGGCGAAAGAGAGAACGAAUGAGUUGGCUGCCCGUCUCGCUGCGGCCGAAGCCGGACACUCGCAUGGGCAACAUGAGACUGAAAGGCGAUUGGAGCUUAGGAACAAGGAACUGGAAUCGAGUCUUGAGUUAGAGGCGACAUCUCGUGGCCGGCUUGAGAGUCAGGUGGCAAGAUUGAAGGAUGCCCAUGAGCAACUUGCAGCAGAACUGGCAACUGCUAGAGCCAAAGACCAGCUAGCGGCGGAAGAGCUGCGGAAAUGGACAAGACAAAUUCGUGAACUAAAAGAAGAGAACACCUCACUAAAUGCCAAACUAGCAGAGACGACACGUGCGAAGUUAGCAGCGGAAUCCGCAGCUCAAACCGCAGCAGCAGAAGCAGCCGCUGCUAGAGACGAAGCCAGACUUGCAGCACGACGUGCUACAGCACUACAGGAAGCUAUAGCUGGGGAUCUGUCUAGUCCUGGAGAUUCAAGAGAUACUGAUAGUGAAAACGACAGCUACAGCUCAGACGAGUCAAUUGGGACAUUUCUCGCGAACCACAAACUGAGUCCCGCUGCGCCAUCCCGCUCUUCUUUGCACCACGAGUCGCACAAGUCAAACAGCUCGGAAGGCCGCGCCAGUCGUUCCAGCAUUAGCUCUGGCUCGAAGCCGAUAAGUCCAACAAAGGACUCGUAUGCAUAACAGCCGCCUUCCGCGGCCGGCCUGCUCGCCGGUGCGCUGCCCAUACUUUGCACGGUCUUCUGCUCGCGGCAAAGGACUAACUCUGCCCACCAAGUCAUAGAGUAAACGGCGUAUACGUAUUCUUUGUUUUCAAAUGCUGAAUUUUGAAACAUUCUCAAAUUUUACUUUACUUGCAAUUAAAGUGGUAAGACAUUUAUCAGUUUUAAUUUAAAUGACUUUAAUGACGAACUGUCAACUUGACACUUGACAUUUAUUUGACGCGUCACACGACGGGUAGAUGAGGAUUUCUGGGACUUCUUGAUAGUGUAAAGGGCGAGAGAAAUAUAGACGUGUGAAACUUAGGACGUUGUGCUUCUAAAUCUAAACUUAAUAUAAUCUAUUAAUUGUAUUAAUUUAUGAACAAAGUAUUAUAUAUAAUAACUCCAUUAAAGCAAGCAAGCUUGAUAAUCACGAAGUAGAAUACUGCUCAAUCAUAUACCUACACUAGUUUAACAUUUUGAGGCUAUACACAUUUACGAGUUUUUAACGAUUUUUAGAUUUUUAUAAAAAAUAUAUCUAACCAUGAUAAGCGCCAAGUGAUUGAUGCUGAAUUGAUUAAAUGCAUUCCAUAUUAAAACUUGGCUUGCUGACUUUCACUACAAUAUUCAAGGCUUCGACGUUAUUUAUUUAGCUGAUUUUAUAGGAAAUAAUUAUGUGUAGAUGUUGUGCUGGGUUCAGCCAAUCAGUAUUUAGAUGAAAUAGAGACGGGAUUAUAUAUUGUAACAUUAGAUUGAUUGUUAUUUAGUUAGCUAACGUGUAAAUAAUUAGAUUGCGUAUACAUUUUUUAUUAUUUAAUUUGUAAUAUUUGUGUGAUCAGACUGUUAUUGUAUGAUUUUUGUUACAUUGUGAGUUGUUGCUUUAUAAUAGACGAUCGAACAUAUCUUUUAGGUACCUAAUAUAUCAAAUUCCUUAUUGACUGGUUUAUUUUAUUUAAUUUUAUUAGCGAUCUGUAUUCAUAAAUGUAAGUCUUCUAAAUCUUCAUGUAAACCUUAGAUAUGUGUCUGUAAUCAUUGUCUUCAUUAUAUAUGGGUAUUGUACGAGAAAGUAAUUAAAUGUUGCUUCGUUCAAUAUUGGUUGUAAAAUGAAAUUAUUUAAUAAAGUAACUGAUGUAA